Messenger RNA from Closterium sp. NIES-65, 2592 nucleotides. The record is from the annotation of a GenBank genome assembly. NCBI's taxonomy places the organism in Eukaryota, Viridiplantae, Streptophyta, Zygnematophyceae, Desmidiales, Closteriaceae.
AUGGGGAGGGAUGAGGAGGGAAGAACAUGGGUGGAGGAGGAGGAGGAGGAGGAGGAGGAGGAGGAGGAGGGUGAUGCGACCGCAGCAGUGCUGGAAGAGCAGCUUCAGGAGGAGGAUCGGUUGGUGGAGCGUAUUGAGGAGAUUAAAGACCUCCUUAGACCGUCCAGACUGGACAACGAAGCCACUAUGCAGGACAACGAAGCCACUCUGCAGGACAACGAAGCCACUCUGCAGGACAACGAAGCCACUCUGCAGGACAACGAAGCCACUCUGCAGGACAACGAAGCCACUAUGCAGGACAACGAAGCCACUCUGCGGGACAACGAAGCCACUCUGCAGGACAACGAAGCCACAAUACUGGCCACAGAAUCUCAAGUGUUAGUGAAACUCCCUUCCCCUUCCCCACCCCCUCAACCCCUCUUCAACUUUACGUCACUCCCACGCCUGGCCCUUCCUUCCAAGACCCACCUCUUUCCCCUCCCCCCCACACGCCUUCCAGCUGACAAUGACUAUCUAGUGCGGCAUCUGGAGUCUUUACUGCACAUGCCGAUGACCCUCGAAGCCUUGCGGGUGACGGAGGUGGGCAAGAGAGUGAACUCGUUCCGCAACCACCCAUCAGAGAAAGUGCGCGCCAUCACUAGACAGCUCAUCGGGAUCUCAUCAAAGAGUGCCGCAAGAGUGCAGCAGGUGAUCACUGCACCAACUCACAAAUCUCUUUCUUCCCUCACUCCUUCCCAUCCCUUCGCUGUUCCCCGUCAUCCCAUCCCUCGCCGCAGUGCAUGGAAGGAUCUCGUGAAUGAGUGUCGCAAGAGUGCAGCAGCCGUGGCCAGUGAGUCCCCUGCUCCCUUCCUCUCUUCCUUUGCUCUCUUCCUUAGCUCUCUUACUUUCACCUCUCCCCUUCCUCUCUUCCUUUGCUCUCUUCCUUUGCUCUCUUCCUUUGCUCUCUUCCUUAGCUCUCUUACUUUCACCUCUCCCCUUCCUCUCUCCCCUUCCUCUCUCCCCUUCCUCUCUCCCCUUCCUCUCUCCCCUUCCUCUCUCCCCUUCCUCUCUCCCCUUCUUCUCUCCCCUUCCUCUCUCCCCUUCCUCUCUCCCCUUCCUCUCUCCCCUUUCUCUCUCCCCUUCCUCUCUCCCCUUCCUCUCUCCCCUUCCUCUCUCUCUUCCUCGCUCCCUCCUUCUCUGAAUCUCUGCCUCGCCCCCUCCCUUGCUCUCUGUCGCUCUCUGGUCCACAGCAGGCCUACCAGAGGACGUGUCAUCGGGGCCUUUUCAUCGCCCCCUCAUGCUGUGUCACCUGCUCUCCUGCUCCCCUUCCCUCCCGCCGUCGCUGCUCUCCCUGCUCCCUGCCAUCCCCCAGGGUCCACAGCAGGCCUACCAGAGGACUUGUCAUCAGGCCUGCCAUCGCCCCCACUGGAUGAGAGUGCCCUGCUGCAGGGGAGGAGCAUUGCCAUGGGGGCUAGCGAGUUGUUCCGUGACUUUGGUCUUGGCCUCGACAGCGGCUCAUGUGAGUCCUCUCCUGCUCGCCCCUUCCCUCUCCUUACUCCCUUCCCUCUCCUGGCUUCUUUCCCUCUCCCCGUGCUAUUUGUAUCCGAUGGAAGCCCUGACAACUACCGCGCUCCACCACCCCACGACGACGUAGCUUCAUCCCCACCUGUUUAUAACAGAACUCCUGCUUACAACAGCAACCCUGCUUAUAACAAGAGCAAGCCACGGUAUACCGGGGACAGGCAGGAAGCACGCGAGGCGCAGGGUCGGGCUGGCAACAGCAGUGCUGGCGCUCUGAUAAAAAAGAACAAGGAGAGGAGGGAGAAGAGAGGGGAGGAGGAGAUGAUAGGGAGCGAUGGCUUUGGGGGAAACAGGGGGGGGAACAUCGUGAAGGACAGGGUGAGGGAGAAGAGAGGGGAGGAGGAGAUGGUAGGGAGCGAUGGGUUUGGGGGGAGCAAGGGGGCGAGCAUUCAGAAGGAGAGGGCAAGGGAAAAGCUUAAGGACAGGGAGCUGGAGAGGGAGAGGGAGAAGAAACGGAAUGUGGUGUCUGGGCUUGCUGCUGCUGGCGUUUCAAGCAUGGACAGGCAGGGUGGUGCAGGACAGAUGAUGGGCAGAGCAGCAGGACGAGGGCGAGGAGGAGUAGGAGGAGAGGGGUCACCUUUGCAGAGGCGUUUGAUUCAAGGCGCUAAGGAGAGGGAGAGGGAAAGGGAGAGGUCUGUGUCGCCGUACCGGCCCACUGCGCCUGCGUACGGCAGGAGCCUCACCCCUCCGCCCAACAUGCGAUCCGAGUUUGCAGCAGGGGGCGGAGGAACAGAGAAGGAGCGCCUGGAGUUGGCUUUUGCAGCAGGGGGUGGAGGAACAGAGAAGGAGCGCCUGGAGUUGGCCAAGAGGAAGCUGCACGAGCGGUACCAAGGGAUCCAGGACGCCAAGAAGCAGCGCACCAUUCAGGUGGUGGGCCCGGGCGCAGUGAAGGGAUCCAAGAAGCAGCGCACCAUUCAGGUGGUGGAUCCGGGGGCAGUGAAGGGCGGCAAGGCGAAGCCCAGGUUUGCCUUCUCUCACAACGCGCGAGGGGGGGGAGCAGGUGGUGGUGGCGGGAGGUUUGGGCGGAGGUAG